AUGUUAAGUGACAUCUCAUUUGCGUGGAGGAAACAAGGCACACGCUUUGAUCCAAUCGCCAUUAUUCAAAGUAUUUCUGACCUACUGAAGAAGGAAAGCGAGGCACAAGGAAAGCCGUUGAACGACUGUUUCUAUGAAAGCUUGACCGAUUUGGAACGAGAUCCUGACUUCAUCCAACUGCUCAAUGAGUUUAAUGAAGGAAUAAACAAUGAAAGAAACAUCAUGACAAUAGGUAUGUUUCAAAUAUUGUUAUUAAUGGCAUUAUAAAUUGGAAAAACAUUUACUAUACCAUAUGUAAUAUGACCAUUUCAAAUAAAGUAGAUACUGCAUCAUACCGCACAAUGCUAUACCAUACUGUACUGUAUGGUAACAUACCAUAUCACACCCGGCACACCAUACCAUACCAUACCAUAUCAUACCAAACCACACCAAAACACCACACAACACGACAUGUCUGACACCACACGCCACGCCCGACUACAUUACAUGCCAUGCCACGGCACGACACGCAACGCCACGCCACGCCACGCCACGCCACGCCACGCCAAGCCACCGGCGACACGACACGACACACAACACUUUUCUGAAUCACGAAAGACUGAAUUUGUCACUAGCAAAAGAAAAUAAAACCAAAAAUGUUGUUUAGGCUGUUUUCCUUUUCGACAAAGACAAGUAUACAUUGCCCUGCGCACCCAAACUAUCACUUUCUUUCUUUGUAUGUAGGAUCCAAUUUGCCAGAACUUCAAAAAGAUGAUAAUCCCAUCAAAGAUGUCGGUCUUAGGGGCGAAGUAAUUACUGGCGAAAGUUCCGAUGCAGAAAACGACUUGAUAAGAUACAGUAACUACAUCUCAGGAGCUGGAUCUACAUUUGGUGGUUUUAUGUCUGGCUUUCCAGGAGAUGCCCAAAGUUUGGUCACAGGUAAUUUUUGCAAUAACAUGGGCCUCUGUAAAAGAAAAGACCUUAUAUUCAUAUGGUCAUUAAUCAACUAGAUAUUAACUGGUUUUCUAUAGAGUCGUUUUCUACGUUUAUCACGUUUGCGAACUGACGUAUACACGUUUGCGAGCUGUCCGCUAGACGUUUGCGAACUGACCGCAGACAUCCUAACAAAUAUAGAUUCCUUUCGAAAGUAACUGCUUUCAGUCCAAAGUCGUUUGAUCGAAGUUGAUCGUCUAUAAUGCUUAGAAGAGGAACGAUGACAAUGAUUGCAGAAAGAUCUGUCGCGAGCACGAAGCUUUGGUAAAUAACAGAUUUUCCUAAACCGUCGGUAAAAUGGAUAAGACGUCUCUUCCAGAAAGCAAAGGCGCAACCUUAAUCUGUUCGUUCUUCAAGUAAGCCUUCCGUAGCGUUCUGCUAAACGCACUUCAACUGCUUACUGCUUCUUCUAAACCUGUAUCCGUCGAUAGCAGUGACAACUGAUGUGUCAGCAUGUUAAAAUUUGUCAAAUGUAGAUGACAACGUGUUCACAAGUGUUUAAUGUUUCUUAGCCAAUCCAGUUCUCCGAUGCUGGGUCUGCGGGGAAAUUUAAGCACGUCGGAGAGUGCAGUCACAGUUCCCGCCUCGGCCCGUUCACUCAGUCCCGCUGAGCCUAGACUCGCCCAAAAAGGACUGCUUGCAGUCUAGAAUCUCUAAAAAUAGGCCGUUAGGUCAUCGUCAAAUUCGCUUCCAAUUUCCCAAAUUUUAGGGCGCGUCCAAUGUGGCGGACGGCACGAUCAAGGUAAGCCAUUUUAGAGGCGCGCGUGCCUUCCGUGAUUGGACUGUUUGUAUGAUUUUUUAAACCAUUUUCAUUAAUAUUUUUAUCAAGGUAAUUAUGGGACAAUUCCUUGUUUAUACGCAAGAAUCUAUUUUCCCUGCAAAUGCCAGAAAUUUCACCACUAAUUUCUGUGUCCAUUAAUCUCGUUAAUAAAACUAUUUGCACCCGGCUAUAGACAAGAAGUGAACCUCUACCCAGCUCUCUAAUUAACUGAAAUAUCUGAUGAGGCGUUUUGUUAUUUUUGUAGAUAUGAUGGACAGCAUGAAUUAUAAGGUCAAUGCUCUGGAAUUUAGACUGAAGAGGGACGCGAAGCUUGAGGCACUUAGAAAGCUGGAUAUGGAGAUAGUAGUUGAAAAUACCAUUGAAACUGACUCAGAUCUUCGAGCAAAGAGAGUAGGAAUGAAAGACGUCCAAGACAUGGUUGUCGACGAAUCAUUUGACAACAUCAAGAAAGUCAGGGGUGCCAGUAAUCAGCAGAAGUUGACCCAGCAGAACUUUAAUACUCAGAAGAAAAUAUCACAGAUGAAAGUAAGAGAAUCAGCGAAGAAAUAUGCAAGAAAAUUUAUGAAAAAAGUCGGCAGUGGCAUUGAGACAUCUACUACAGCAUUCACUUUUGCACAAGGAGGGGUUGAUGUAGCAGGUGGAAGUGACAUGAUCGACAAAGCUGAAGAACUAAGAAAGUCGGGAGCCAUUUCAGAGGAUGAAUAUGAUACGAUGAUGAGAAAUGGUCAGCUUCGAGUAGCUCAAGGAAGCUUUGGUCUCGCAAACGGUGUUAAGAACGUUGGUGAAUUUGUCGGUAAAAGACUCCAAAAAACUAUCGUAGAUAAAGGUUCUAAAGCUGGAUUAAAGCUCCUGAAACAAGCACAACGGUUCGCACCAGUAAUUGGUGGUAUGAUAUCCAUGGGAACAACUGCAACAUCAAUUGCCAAGAAUGCAAUCGCCGCGAAUGAUGCUAUGAUGCAAGGAAAUGCCGGCAAGGCCGCCAUGUAUGGAGUAAUGGCAGCUAUUGAUGUAAUAACUUUGAUUCUGGACGGAGCAAGCUUAGUCACAGACUUUGUAUUCCCACCGCUAUCACCAAUCAUUGACCUUGUCAGUACAGUCUUGCAAGUUGUCAACACAGUGCUUGGGUUCUUUGCUGACUUGAUAGACUUCCGAUCCACUAAACAAAGAGUGACCGACGAAUUCAAUGCUUACAUCAAUUCUGAUGCGUUUAAAAAGUACGUAGAUGACAUGGCACAGACAUACAAGAAACGAGGCUUUGAUGUAUUUACAUACAUUGUAGAUGCAGAAGUGGCAGGUAUCGAAGCUGACACCAAAACCCUGCGAGAAGUCUCCAAGAAUAUCAACAAGUGCCUCACUGAUAAAGCCAAAGAGGAUUUCAAUAAUCCACAACAUCGCAUAGCAUUGCUAGAUGCAACGUCUUUCGGCAAAACUUUAAAAGGAAGACUUAAUAAUGAUGAAAUUAUAGCCGGUUUUGGUCCAGAUGAAAUCUUUGGCGACGAAGGCGAUGACAUGCUGUUUGGACGAGGAGGAGAUGAUACCAUUUAUGGUGGUCCAGGAAAUGAUUACCUCAACGGUGGAACAGGACGAGAUGUUCUUCUAGGUGGAACAGGUGAUGACAUGAUUAACUGUGAGCCUGCUGUUGAUUUGAAAUGUGAAGGAGGUGAGGGGGACGAUACCUUAGAGUUAUCUGGCGAAUCUUUGAUCUACGACGACAAAUACUGGAAAGCCCCGUAUAUAACAAUGGGCAAGCAAUGGGAAAUGAAUCCUUCAAAAGUCUCAGCAGUUAAGGGGAUUUAUCUUGAUAUGAGACAUGCAAAAGGAGACACAAAGCAGGGAUUAUCGGGGAUCAGUUUGGGAUCCCUCUUUCAAGGUUGGCCUGAUGGAUUUGAUGAGUCCAUUCAUAAAGCAGCAAUACCGCAAAAUUCAGAGCUCCACUCUCUGUUUACUCAAUUUUACGCCUUUUUGCCGUUUGUACCUCUUGACAACUGGAGGGAGAAACUAAAAAAUAAACAGAUGUGGUUCUUAGCUGAUAUGGGUAUGGCAAAGUGUUUCUUUGAUGGAAGUUCCAUGUAUUUAGCUUAUGGCAGCGGCAAAGACACCAAGUUGGUGAGUGAUUACCAAAAUGUACUCCAAAAUCUGGACACAACAUUUGCUGUUUAUAAGAACGAUCGUUUACAGUACACAGACGGUGAAAAGAUUAAGGCUCUUUUGACAUUUGCUUUUAAAAGAAGCUUUUUAUCUGACAAGUUUGAAAAAGUAGCUGGCUCACCACCUGCUGAUCUCCUAAGCCCAUCAAAUUACAUCCCUACAACUAUCAUCGGUGAUAACGAACAUAACGUAAUUGACUUGUCUUAUGGUCUUGGUGACGUAGUUUACACUAAUAAAGGAGACAACGUUGUUUCUGUUGGAACGACUAUGCCAGAACAUCAAGUGAAGGUUGACGGAUUUCCUGACGGGGGAUUUAAAUGGGCUAAAUACAUCGUAGGAGGUAGUGGAGAGAAUACACUGAUAGUACAGUUCAUGAAAACUCCAGAGUCGUGUCCGGGGGACUACAACAGUUUUAUCAGAACUGGGCUCUUCUAG
This is a messenger RNA of Porites lobata, 4336 nucleotides long. NCBI's taxonomy places the organism in Eukaryota, Metazoa, Cnidaria, Anthozoa, Scleractinia, Poritidae. The record is from the annotation of a GenBank genome assembly.